AUGGUACAACUAGCAGGUUUCUCUACCCCUAAUAACACCGUCCAAUUGUCCCCACCACAAAAGUUGAAUGAGUUGGCUAGUUUCACGUGUGAAAUAUGUGUCGAGCCCACAAUUUUGCCUGAACGGAAAUUCAAGAAUGGAGACUUGUGUACUCAUCCUUUUUGCAACGAUUGCAUUAUCAAAUACGUCAAAAUGAAAAUUGAAGUUGACAACGCCGCGGAGAUCAAGUGUCCCGACCUAUGUUGCGAUUUCAAUCUUGAUAUGCUCUCUUGUCGUUCGAUCCUCCCUCAUAAGUUGUUUGAAAGAUGGUGUGAUAUCCUUUUUGACAAAAUCAUUUUGGGGCUCGAUCAUUGUUAUUGCCCUAAUCGAAAGUGUGCAACGUUGAUGGUGAACGAAUGCGGUGGAGAUGUAAAGCGGUCUAUUUGUCAUAACUGUAAACAAGCGUUAUGUUUCAAGUGCAAAACUCCAUGGCACGCUGGCUUUGAUUGUAAGGAUAUUGAACAAAUUAAGGAUGAAAAUGACGUUGCUUUUGGUGUUCUUGUUGAGAAGAAUAAGUGGAUGAAGUGCCCUAAAUGCAAGUUCUAUGUCUCAUUGAAAAAUGGUUGCACAAAAAUCUUAUGCAGCAUUUCCGGAGAACUUGUUGAAUUACAGGUUGAAUCAAGUACUUAG
Molecule: messenger RNA, 669 nt
Organism: Impatiens glandulifera
Lineage: Eukaryota; Viridiplantae; Streptophyta; Magnoliopsida; Ericales; Balsaminaceae
Product: E3 ubiquitin-protein ligase RSL1-like
Exons: 2
Coding region: 1-669 (222 amino acids)
Biological process (GO): ubiquitin-dependent protein catabolic process; positive regulation of proteasomal ubiquitin-dependent protein catabolic process; protein polyubiquitination
Cellular component (GO): ubiquitin ligase complex; cytoplasm
Molecular function (GO): zinc ion binding; ubiquitin protein ligase activity; ubiquitin conjugating enzyme binding
Source: RefSeq, a predicted model, not a curated record